Messenger RNA from Dipodomys spectabilis (banner-tailed kangaroo rat), 3630 nucleotides. It is a transcript of the gene Slc66a1, whose product is annotated as solute carrier family 66 member 1. Bases 149 to 1078 code for a protein of 309 amino acids. The transcript has 8 exons. NCBI's taxonomy places the organism in Eukaryota, Metazoa, Chordata, Mammalia, Rodentia, Heteromyidae. The record is from RefSeq and is a predicted model, not a curated record.
GCUGAGCUUGGUCAGCUGACCGCGGCGGGGGACUAAACCCUGGAGCGCGGUUCGCCGAGGGUCUUGGCGCGAAGGAACCCUCACCUGGCUCGGUACACCAGCACCUCCCUCCCACACGGUCCUGGGCUGGGAAGCUCCCUCUGCAGCCAUGGUCUGGAAGAAACUGGGGCCCGGCAACUUCUCCAGAUGUCCCAAUGGCUCUAGCCUGUGGAUCUGGGAUGUAUUUGGCGAAUGUGCCCAGGAUGGCUGGGAUCAGGCCAGUGUGUUCCUGGGCUUGGUCUCCAUCCUCUGUUUUGCUGCCUCUACUUUCCCGCAGUACAUCAAGGCCUGCAAGACUGGCAACAUGGACCAGGCUCUGUCCUUGUGGUUCCUCCUGGGCUGGAUUGGUGGAGACUCCUGCAACCUCAUUGGCUCCUUCCUUGCAAACCAGCUGCCCCUGCAGACCUACACGGCUGUGUAUUACGUCCUGGCCGAUCUGGUGAUGUUGACCUUGUACUUCCAUUACAAGUUCAAGAAACGCCCCUCUCUGUUGUCUGUGCCCAUCAAUUCUGUGCUCCUGUUCAUCAUGGGGACAGUGUGUCUUGUGCCGCUGCUCAGCAGCCCGGGCCCUGUGGCUGUGCCCAGCAGAGUCUUCCAGGGGCGGACGCUCCUGUCUGUGGAGCUGGGCAGUAAGGGGAGGUGCGGCUCACCCCAAGGCCCUCCCUGCCAGGUCAGGUUCACGUUGGUGCCCUUCACGAAGCAGGAGAUCAUUGGCUUCGUCAUCGGCUCCAUCUCCAGCGUGCUGUACCUGCUGUCCCGGCUGCCGCAGAUCCGCACCAAUUUCAUACGCAAGUCCACCCAGGGGAUCUCAUACUUGCUGUUCGCGUUGGUGAUGCUGGGGAACACGCUGUACGGGCUGAGUGUGCUGCUCAAGAACCCCGAGGUGGGGGAGAGUGAGGGCAGCUACCUGCUGCACCACCUGCCCUGGCUCGUGGGCAGCCUGGGCGUGCUGCUGCUCGACACCAUCAUCUCCAUCCAGUUCCUGGUGUACAGGAACCGCCCCACCUCGCCAGAGCACGAGCCCCUCCUCCACAGCUGAGCCCUGGACAGACGGACAGACGGCAGGGACCUCCCGACCCAGCUGCCCCCUGCCAAGCCCCAGUCCUUCCGGACCUUCCCGACGGACUCAGCCUUCCAGACGCAGGAUGGCCUCCACAGACAAGCCUCCCCAGGGAGCCUGGCCGGACCCAAGGCGCCCUUUCCGCUACCUCAUUCCACCCGCACGUCCUGGGGGCGGGCCAUGGGCCCCCUCCCCCACACAGCCAUUGACUCCACACCGACUAGUAAACGGCACUCCCCGGCCCGGAGCCUGCGUCUGCUGCUCCUUCCUGGGGUACUGGCCUCUGGGCUUCUGGUGGGACACGGUGGCUGGCAGGGACCAGGCCGAGCCCAGAUCAGCCUCCGGGGCCCGUGGUUUCUUUGGCUGAGUGUGUUCUCUCUGGCCGUGGGGACGCAACCCUGCUUCAGGGCAGGUCAGGAGCAGCAGGUGGACACGUCUUGGCCCACGCUGGCCAUUAGCUCAUCGCCUGUGGGUGGACAAUGUGAGGGUCAUGCAUCCCUCUGGAGGAUUAACUGGGAGGGCCGCCAGGCUAGCGGGGACGUGGGUUCCCUGGAGGUGGUGCCAGGAGGUGCCAGAGGAAGGAGGUGGGCGGGGCUUGGCCCUGAGCUGGGCCUUCUGGGCCCCAGCUUCUCUGCUCUCCUGACCCUGUUCUGUCCGGUCGCCAGCCUGCGCGUGUCUGCCAGCAGAGGGGCCACCUGCUGGCCUGGUCCCAACUCUGCCCACCUCCCUGCACGAUCAGAAGCCAGGCCUGUCUCCUGCCCUCAGAAAACAUCUAGAUGAGCGCUCCGAAGCCCAAUCUUCCCCAGCCUUCCAGGCUUGGACUGGAGUCAUGUGUGGGGGCGGGGCUGGUGGACCCCGCUGGCUGCCCCAGCCCUUGGCACUCGGCCCAGGAGGGCCUGGGCACAGGCGUCCUCAGCCUGCUCAUCCCGUGGGACCACGUGUGGCCUCCAAACAGCAUGCUGAUUAAAUGAGAUGUGAGUAUAGACUUAAGCCCUGCCUGGCACGUGGCCCACGGGUAGUCUGUCCAUCCCACCUGAAGCGGCUGUGGUGUGGUCACAGCGGCAUCUCUGGUGUCUUUCCCUUUUCUCUCUGGCCCACCUCUCUCGGUGCGGCCUAAGGAGUGGAUGCUUCACUUUCAGGUUUAGGCUCAACUGCAGAAACAACUGUACACCUGAGGCCCUUGGGGGGGGGGGGGCUGGUCAGCCUAGGUGGCUCCAAAGGUGCAUGUCACGGUGGGUUAUAUGUAAGCAUUUGAGACAUGCAAUCCAGGCUGGUCUCAAAUGCAUCCUCCUGCCUCCGAAUCCCAAAUGCUGGGAUUCCAGGUAUGUGCUUCCAUGCUCACCUGCAGUAUGUUAACUGUGGAAUGAGGUGUCCCAUAUAAAAAGCCUUGCUCAGGGUCUUGCCUGCCACCCAGCAGAUAGAGGCUUUGCCUCUCCGAAGUCCCAGGGAUAGAGAGAGUGUGGGGCAGGAGAAGCUGGCUGCCAGGUACCAUCUCCACAUGUCUGCAAACUGUCAGGCCCUCCCAGGACAACUUUCAGUUCCCUCCUUCUCCAGAAGGGGGCGCAGCAGCUCGCCCGUGGUACUUUUGCCUUCCCCUAGAGGCCCAAGGUCUGGAGGUCAUCAUGGCCAUGUCUGUGGUCCUGGCAAGCUAUAGCUUUCUGCCAGACAUUCUCCCAUCCCACCUGGCCUUCACAGGAGCUGAGGGGUGGGACCUGAGCUCUUGGGAAGCAGCUUGGUGCCAGCCCCAUGGCUAAGUACUGAUCUAGCUCUGCCGGAGCCAGUCCCGAGGACACAGUCGCCUCUCCUGCCCACACUCUGAACCUCGCCACUGGACCAAGACCAGCUCUCACGAUCAGCACUGUAUCCCCAGCAGAGUAGGCAAUGCCUGAGGCAUCGAAGGAUUCUGGCUUCAGUGAAGGAGACAGGCAGAUCUUCCCCCCCUCCCCCCAGGACAACUGCUUUAUGUGGGUGAAAUGCAUGGUAGAUAAAUGAUAGCAAAUCGGCUAUUAUUAAAAUCUGAGUGGGAAGGUAGGGGGAGUGAGGAUAUAAUUCCAUCUUGCCACAUUUGUGAGUCUUUACCUUGGACUCAGAAACUACCAGUCAGCAACCAGAAAGAUUUCAUUGACAGCUGGGAGGGUGACACCACCUACUUUUUCUAAGGAUCCUUUCCUGAAAACUUACCCCGAGUUGGAAACACUCAGUGAGGCCGAUUACCUGAUGCAAUAUUUUAUAUGCUAGAGACAGUCAACCGCCAUGGUUGUGUUUCAGAAAUGUCACAUCUUUACAAUUUGUACUGAAGCGAUACAAAUUAUAACCAAUUUAUAAAAUGAGAGAAAGACUUAAUAGCUCAUCUAUUCUCCCAAGAGGCACAGUGAAAAUGUGUAACAAGAUCAAGUGUAGUGGAUCUUAACUGUACUCCUAGCAUUCUGGAGGCUAAGGUAGGACUAAACUCGGGAAUUUGAAGCUAGUCUGGACUACAGAGACCCCAUCUGAUGAAAACUGAAAUAAAGCGAAAUGUCUAACAGUUCUUA